AUCAUUAGAAAAUUGCUAACUUGUUUUUAUAGCUUUUUUAGGGUGGCGUAAACUGUAAUUAGAUUUGUCUAUUAGCUGCUGGUCCACUUGUUAAGUGUUGGUGUUGAUGUUGAUUUGAGCAAGUAAUACUUAUUUUUUUCUUAAAUAUUCUGUUUGGUAUAUUUAAAUGUCUGUGAGUUUAGCGUGUUUGUUCGAAAUGGCGGAACCUUCCAAAGUUAUCCAUGUUCGUAAUGUCGGCCAUGAAAUUUCUGAAAAUGACUUGCUUCAGCUAUUCCAACCAUUUGGGGUGAUAGGCAAGCUUGUUAUGCUCCGUGCCAAAAAUCAGGCUCUCCUCCAAAUGCAAGAUGUUCCUUCUGCCAUAAAUGCUUUGCAAUUCUACACAAAUGUUCAACCAACCAUAAGGGGUAGGAACGUUUAUAUCCAAUUUUCAUCACACCAGGAAUUAACCACAAUGGAUCAAAAUUCUCAAGGACGAGCAGAUGAGCCGAAUCGAAUUCUUUUAGUUACAAUUCAUCACAUGCUAUAUCCUAUUACUGUGGAUGUGCUACAGCAAGUUUUUUCUCCUCAUGGAUUUGUGGAGAAGAUCGUCACAUUUCAGAAGUCGGCUGGUUUUCAAGCCCUCAUUCAGUAUCAGUCACGCCAGAGCGCUAUUGGAGCUAGGACUGCUCUUCAGGGACGUAAUAUAUAUGAUGGUUGCUGUCAGCUGGACAUCCAGUUUUCAAACUUGGAUGAGUUGCAAGUGAACUUCAAUAAUGAUCGCUCAAGGGAUUUCACCAACCCACACCUGCCUGCAGAACAGAAAGGCAGACCGUCACAAGGUGGAUAUGGCGAUGGAGGAGGUAUGUAUGCCCUUCAGGCUACUGCUGCGUAUCCACAAAUGGCCAAUUCGGCUGCAAUUGCUGCUGCCUUUGGUGGCAGCCUGCCUCCUGGAAUCAGUGGAACAAAUGAUAGGUCUACAGUUCUUGUAUCCAAUUUGAAUCCUGAUAGAAUAGACGAGGAUAAACUCUUCAACUUGUUUUCCCUCUACGGGAACAUUGUGAGGAUUAAACUUCUCCGCAAUAAACCUGAUCACGCACUUGUUCAGAUGGGGGAUGGUUUUCAGGCUGAAUUGGCUGUGCACUUUUUGAAGGGUGCAAUGCUAUUUGGUAAGCGAUUGGAGGUGAACUUUUCAAAGCAUCCAAACAUAACACAAGGUGCUGACACGCACGAGUAUGCUAACUCCAAUCUCAAUCGCUUCAACCGCAACGCUGCAAAGAACUACAGAUACUGCUGCUCACCUACAAAGAUGAUCCACCUAUCCACACUGCCUCAGGACAUCACAGAAGAAGAGAUUGUGAGCCACUUAGAGGAGCAUGGAACCAUUGUCAACACCAAACUCUUUGAGAUGAACGGGAAAAAGCAGGCCCUUGUUCUGUUUGAAACUGAAGAGGAGGCCACCGAAGCCCUUGUGUGCAAGCACGCCAUCUCGAUUUCUGGGUCAAUUAUCCGGAUUUCCUUCUCCCAGCUACAAUCAAUUAGAGAGUCCUAAUAAAAGGGAUUUGCUUUGGAAAAUCGAGUUUUAAGGAUUGGUACUUGGCAAAGGAUAAUUUAUGUGUUGGUGAUGCUGGUUUUGCGAUGCUUCUCUGGUCUUGUAACAUUUAAUUUCUUCUUGAAACUGAUGGAUUGUGAUCUUUUAUCUUCGUUCUCCUUGGUCCUAUCUUUAUAGCUACUAGUUCACUAGAAUAUCUGAUAGAGAAUCCUUGUUUGCAGCAGAAUUGCUUAGUUUUCAAGAGUAGGAGGGGAGAGGAGGGAGUGUAUCAUCUUGUUUUUUAUUUAAUAAUCCGGCUUUUGUAUCGUUUUGAUUCUAAUUUUUGGUACAUUUUUGCUUAAAUUUUACUGGUCAGUUGGGUA
This is a messenger RNA of Mercurialis annua (annual mercury), 1890 nucleotides long. Its product is annotated as polypyrimidine tract-binding protein homolog 3. Gene Ontology annotation, biological process: regulation of RNA splicing. NCBI's taxonomy places the organism in Eukaryota, Viridiplantae, Streptophyta, Magnoliopsida, Malpighiales, Euphorbiaceae. Gene Ontology annotation, molecular function: mRNA binding. The coding region runs from base 167 to 1528 and encodes 453 amino acids. The record is from RefSeq and is a predicted model, not a curated record. Gene Ontology annotation, cellular component: nucleus. The transcript has 15 exons.